AACUGGUUUCUCUUGUUUCUUGUGUGUUGAUCUCUCACUGAGUGUUUCUGUUUUUCCUCUCAGACUUCAGAUCAGAACAUGGACGUGUGUUUAGAGGAGGACAGAGCAGAGUCUCCUGAACCCAGGUGUGUGUCUCUGAAGUCCAUCCAUCCUCCUAUGAACUUCAAGAAUGAACCUUCACCUUCAGACAUAAAAGUUCAGUGGAGCAGACAGAGAGCAGAGUCUCCUGUACCCAGCUGUGUGUCCCUGAAGAGUGAUCUGUCCAAAGAUUCUCCUCCAGACUUCAGUAAAGAACCUGGACCCUCAGACACAAAAGUUCAGUGGAGCAGACAGAGAGCAGAGUCUCCUGUACCCAGCUGUGUGUCUCUGAAGAGUGAUCUGUCCAAAUAUCCUCCUCCAGACUUCAGUAAAGAACCUGAACCCUCAGACACAAAGGGGACGAAGAGGACUCAUGUUAUAGAGGAUCAGCCAUCCUGUCCUGUGUGUCAGGAUGUCCUGAAGGAUCCCGUCUCUACCAGCUGUGGACACUGGUUCUGCAGACAGUGCAUCACCUCAUACUGGGACCAGUCUGGUUCACCAGGAGACUCGUCCUGUCCUCAGUGUGGAGAAAGAUCCAGAACAGGACCUGGACUGCAGUCAGCCAGUCAGAGCAGCACUGAACAAAUAGAUAGAGGUCUGCAGGAGGUUUUAGAUGAACAUAAGGUCAGUCUGAGGAGGAGAUGUGAACAUGUGACUGAAGGAAGUGAUGAAACAGGAAGUAGAACCCUCCUCAACAUGAUCUACACUGAGCUCUACAUCACAGAGGGACAGUGUGAAGAGGUGAACACCCAACAUGAGGUGAGACAGAUUGAGACAGACUCUAAAAAGAAGACCCUCCAUGAGACUCCAAUCAAGUGCCAGGACAUCUUUAAAACAGAAGCUCAACCCGACCAACAGAAACCCAUCAGAGUGGUUCUGACAAAUGGCGUCGCUGGUGUUGGAAAAACCUUCUCUGUGCAGAAGUUCACUCUGGACUGGGCAGAGGGCUCAGAGAACCAAGACCUCAGUCUGGUGAUCCUGCUUUCUUUUAGGGAGCUGAACUUGAUCAGAGAGAAGAGGUACAGUCUUCUUGAGCUGCUCCAUGUUUUCCAUCCAACAUUACAAAAGGUCACAGCAGAGACGCUCGCUGUCUGUAAACUGUUGUUCAUCUUUGAUGGCCUGGAUGAAAGCAGACUGUCAUUGGACUUCAAAAACAGGAAGGUUGUGUCUGAUGUCACACAGAAUUCAUCGUUAAACACACUGUUCACAAACCUCAUCAAGGGGAAUCUGCUCCCCUCAGCUCUCAUCUGGAUAACUUCUCGACCUGCAGCUGCCAAUCAGAUCCCGCCUUCAUGUGUUGACAGGUUAACAGAAGUACGAGGUUUCACUGAUGCCCAGAAGGAGGAGUACUUCAGGAGGAGGUUCGGUGAUGAUGAAGAUCUAUCCAGCAGAAUCAUCUCACACAUCAAGACAUCCAGGAGCCUCCACAUCAUGUGUCUGAUCCCGGUCUUCUGCUGGAUCACUGCCACAGUUCUGGAGCACAUGAUGAGCACAGAGCAGAGAGGAGAGCUGCCCAAGACCCUGACUGACAUGUACUCACACUUCCUGCUGGUUCAGACAAAGAGGAAGAAGCACAAGUAUGGUGAGGAACAUCAGAUGAGUCCACAUGAGCUGAUGGAGGCCGACAGAGAAGUUCUUCUUAAGCUGGGGAGGCUGGCGUUUGAACAUCUGGAGAAAGGAAACAUCAUGUUCUACCAAGAAGACCUAGAGCACUGUGCUCUGGAUGUCACAGAGGCCUCGGUGUACUCAGGAGUUUGUACAGAGAUCUUUAAAACAGAGUGUGUGAUCCUGCAGAAAACAGUCUACUGCUUUGUUCAUCUGAGCGUUCAGGAGUUUCUGGCUGCAGUCUACAUGUUCCACUGUUUCACCAACCGGAACACAACAGUUCUGAAGGCUUUUCUGGAGCAAAUAAACAGUGAACAAGACGAUGACGACAAAGGCGGCAACAGCGAUGACAAGGAAGACGGCGAUGAAGGUGAUGACGAAGGUGACAACGACAAAGGCGAUGAUGAAGGGGAUGACGAAGGCGACGACCAUGAAGGCGACCAUGAAGGUGAUCAUGAAGGCGAUGAUGGUGUCGGCGCUGACAUCACUUCUUUAAAAGUCUUUCUGAGUAGAGCCAUGGAGAAAUCCCUGGAAAGUAAGAACGGUCACCUGGAUCUGUUUGUUCGCUUCCUUCAUGGUCUUUCUCUGGAGUCAAACCAGAGACUCUUAGGAGGCCUGCUGGGUCAGACAGACAACAGUCCAGAAAUGAUCCAGAUAGUCAUCAACAACCUGAAGGAUAUGAACAGUUAUGGUAUCUCACCUGACAGAAGCAUCAACAUCUUCCACUGUCUGAUGGAGAUCAACGACCUCUCAGUCAAUCAGGAGAUCCAAGAGUACCUGAAGUCAGAGAACAGAUCAAAGAAGAGAAUCUCUGAGAUCCACUGCUCUGCUCUGGCCUACAUGCUGCAGAUGUCUGAGGAGGUUCUGGAUGAGUUGGACCUGAAGAAGCACAACACAUCAGACCAGGGACGAUUGAGACUGAUUCCAGCUGUGAGGAACUGCAGGAAGGCAGAACUUUCUGACUGUGGACUCUCAGAGGCUCACUGUGACAUCGUGGCCUCAGCUCUGAAGUCCAACCUCUCCCAUCUCAGAGAGCUGGACCUGAGUCAGAACUACCUGCAGGAUUCAGGAGUGAAGCUGCUGUGUGAGGGACUGCAGAGUCCAAACUGCAGACUGGAAACUCUGAGAUUGAAGGGCUGCAGUUUGUCAGAGAUCAGCUGUUCUUCUCUGGCCUCAGCUCUGAAGUCCAACGCCUCCCAUCUCAGAGAGCUGCACCUGAGUAACAACAAGCUGCAGGAUUCAGGAGUGAAGCUGCUGUGUGAUUAUCUGCAGAGUCCAAACUGCAGACUGGAGACUCUGAGAUUGAUUCGCUGCAGUUUGUCAGAGAUCAGCUGUUCUUCUCUGGCCUCAGCUCUGAAGUCCAACCCUUCCCAUCUUAGAGAGCUGGACCUGGACUACAACUACAAGCUGCAGGAUUCAGGAGUGAAGCUGCUGCGUGAUCUUGAGAAGAAUCCAAACUAUCGACUGGAGACUCUGAGAUGGGGAGGAUCUCUGUCAUAAUGUGAGCUGUGUCCUGAUGAUCCACAGAGGAUGAAGCAGCAGCUUCACUGUCACACUCAAAGUUGAGUCCAGCAUUAACCCUGAGUGUUCCUCCUGAUGUUACAGAGUAUCAUCAGAGUUCAUGGACUGCUCUGCUGCUGCUUUGUCAUGCUACACUCUCUGCAGACACACUGAGACUCCUCCACACUCGACCACCUCCUCCACCAGGAACCUGGUUUCAUUUGGUCUUUUUUUCUUUUUCUUUACAAUCUCUGAAAACAAACCAAUUUGUGACCACAAAGUUCUAUUAAUUAGAAUUAUACAUUAAAAGACGAAAGUUAAUAUAUAGAUUUAUUUUCGGAGAGUCAACAAUAUCCCUAAUUGAUUAAUUAGUGCACACUCUGCUCGCUCUGCCUCUCCCGUUCCUGUUAAGUGAACUCAGAAAUUAAAGAGCUUGUGAAUGAAGUAAAGGAUAAAUUGGACAUAUCAGUUGCCUUGCUUUCUGGACCCAUUUUUUUUUACAGCCCAGCAGCCCGGAUUGGGUAUCGCUGGAGCUGAACUAAUGCCAGGAUGUCUCCCUUCCAGCACUCAUUGGUUCACAAAUCUGUUAGUCGCUACCAUAAUAAAUAGGUAACCCGGUUGUAUGUCACUUCCUCAAAAUUUGAGCCAAGUUUAGGAAGGGGUUUGGUCACAGCGACUUUUCCCUCCUGAGUCCAGUCGCCUCCAAUCAUCUUUUCAUCCCCUCGCAAUUUGACAAAACUUUUAAUAUUUGGCACAGGAAAGGUAUCAAGUGUUUUAAAGACAUGUUUCAAGAUAAAUGCUUUGUUUCUUUUAAUCAACUAUCUGAGAAAUACCAAAAACACAUUUCUCGAUAUAUGCAGGCCCGACUGUAUAUUCGUUCAAAGCUACUUUGUUUCCCUUCAGAACCUGGCACCAACCCUGUUUUCGCUUUUCUUUCCUUUAACCCACUGUUUAGAGAUGCACUGUCCAAAUUGUAUAGUAACAUCUCAAUGCUGACAUGUUCACCUCUGGACAAGAUUAGGGCAGCAUGGAAACCAGACUUAGGACAUAGAUCUGAUGAUCAGUGGGACUCUGCUCUUCUAUCAAACACCGAAGUCUUCACUCUGCGCAAGACAUUGCCUACUGCAAUUUAAGUGGGUCCAUAGGGCCCACAUGUCUAAGGUCAAGUUAGCUAGCAUCUACCCUUGUAUAACUCCCACCUGCGAUAAAUGCAAAAACGGUGAUGCUACUCCGAUCCACAUGUAGUUGCUUUAUACUCGCCUACAACAAUACUGGACAGCUGUCUUCUAUACUCUACUAUCUAUACUAUACUAUCUAAAAUAUUAGAUAAGACUAUAGACCCAGACCCUAUUGUCGCUUUGUUUGGCAUUGCUGACCAACACCUGACAUCUGCUGAGCACAGUGUGGUUGUCUUUGCUCUGCUCUUGGCUAGGUGUGCAUCUUGCUUAAGUGGAAGGAUGCUUCCUCGCCCACUCUUGGCCAAUGGCUUCGGGAUGUAAUGUCCUGUCUCAAACUGAGGUGCUAUACUUUUCUGUCUGUGGUUCUGAGAAAAAGUUUUUUAAGACCUGGGAACCCUUCGUAUCCUACUUCCUUAACAACAAAACCUCAUUAGCUUGACACAAACCUGAAAUACUAGUCUUUGUGCCUUUGUUAUUAUCCAGGAAAUGUAUGUGGGAUGAUGGGUGGGUGGAUGGGGGGGGAAGGGUUUUUGUACUACAUCCGCUAUUACUGUUACUGCCACAGGAUUCUGUUUAUUUUUAUUGCUGUACCUUACUGUAUACUAUGUGGUAAUGUGUAAUGUGCCUGCCCAACCCUCUUUUUGUUUGUUUAAUGUUAUUGUUUCUAAAACUCAAUAAAAAUAUUUUGAAAAGAAAGAAACAUCAACCUGUGCUGUGUUGUAAGAAGUGCAGCUCUUUGUACCUGAUGUAAUCUGGUAAUCACGUUGGUUUUGAUCACUUUGAUACAUCACUUAAUUAACAACAAGCU
Labrus bergylta (ballan wrasse) is the source of this 5169-nucleotide messenger RNA. NCBI's taxonomy places the organism in Eukaryota, Metazoa, Chordata, Actinopteri, Labriformes, Labridae. The record is from RefSeq and is a predicted model, not a curated record.